Molecule: messenger RNA, 564 nt
Organism: Caenorhabditis remanei
Lineage: Eukaryota; Metazoa; Nematoda; Chromadorea; Rhabditida; Rhabditidae
Exons: 4
Coding region: 1-564 (187 amino acids)
Source: RefSeq, a predicted model, not a curated record
AUGCGUAGAAAUUCCCUUACCAACAUGCUCGGUGAGUUCGUCGGAUUCAACAGAUCACCUGGAGCAAGACUCUCAUCGCUUUCAAAUCAAGAACUCAAUCAUGCGGUAAAAGAAGAGAAAAGAAACUUUAUGGAGCAAGAAGCCGUCGUUCGACCGGAGAAGAGAAAGCCACGUCAGCGAUAUUUGUCAGAAGGAGAUAUCCGAGUGGUUUCAGCACAUCCAGUUUCAGUGAGCGAACUGAAAAGAGGACUCAAUGUAGGAGAUCGGACUACAGUGAAGGUAUCAGCUAAUCCAGCUGGAGAAGAAGCUCCAGUCGAUGUGGUGAUGAGGGUGAAGAGUCCGAAAAGAAAGGACAGACCAACGAGUUUGAUUGAGAGAAUUCGUAGGAAGAUUAGCUACACUAAAACUGGGGCAAUAAUUGAAUCAGACGAAGAGAAAGAUCAUGUUGAAGACGUCAUUCCUGGAUUUCCAAAAAGAAGAGAUUCAACUCGAUCGGAACGUCUCUUCAUUCCAAUCACUCCAGUUGAAGCUGUUCCAAUCCGAAUCGUUCAAGUGUCGAACUAA